Messenger RNA from Phalacrocorax carbo (great cormorant), 3969 nucleotides. The record is from RefSeq and is a predicted model, not a curated record. NCBI's taxonomy places the organism in Eukaryota, Metazoa, Chordata, Aves, Suliformes, Phalacrocoracidae.
CCGUCUGGAGGUGGGGGUGUCGGGGAGGCCGGUGCGGCGGCGCGGGGCCUGCGGGUGCGGGGAGCUGAUGGGGGCGCGGCGGUGCUGAGGGGGCUUUGCGCUCAGGAGCACCCCGGGAGCCUCUGUGGCUGCCGAAGAGGGUCUGAGGCGCAGCUGAGGCGUGAAAGCACCAACAUUUGUGGGGGUGUGUUUUGAGGGGGCGACGAGUCCUGGAGAUACUGACCGGAGGCCGCCGGGGUCACCCGGGCCAGGCCGCGGCGCCCACCCGCUGCGGUGUGGGGCUGAGGUGUCCGGGAUGCGCCCGCCAGCGCCGGUGCUUCGAGGUGUCUCCCGGGGAAGCAAUGCUGAGUGACAAUAACUCUGUGAAGCUGAAAAGUGAUUGUUCACCUCCUGUGCAAUGGUGUAAGGUGGCUGCACAUGAAGAUGAGAAGACCAAGCUGGUUUUUAAAAGGUACUCGCAAACUUUUCGCAGUGUUUGUCGUUGGAGGCUGCUUCCUUUAUAUCCUCAAAUUACAUUUUGGCCCUGAAGAAUGUGACAGAACAAAAAUGCUGUAUGUGGACCUCGAUCGUGUAAGGAGAGCACAACAGUAUGCCAGCACUGCACUGCAGGAACAGUGCCGGCCUUCUUACGUGAAGAAAGAAAUGGGGAAGUUAUUUGCGGAGAAAUACAGCGUUGACAUAUCUCCCUUUGUAAGAAAAAAUAUAAAUGAAGAUGAAGCUUUAUUUAAAUAUGAGCCUCCUUUUGGAUUUCACAAGUUCUUUGAUAAGCUUAAAAAUCUCCUUGAACUCUUACCUGAGCAUGAUUUACCAGAAGAUUUGAAGUCAAAACACUGUAAGCGUUGUGUUGUUGUUGGCAGUGGUGGAAUUCUUCAUGGAUCAGAGCUGGGUCACUUACUGAAUCAGUUCGAUAUUGUUAUAAGGUUAAAUGAUGCACCCGUUCAAGGAUACACAGAUCACGUCGGUAACAAAACUACCAUACGGAUGACUUACCCGGAAGGAGCCCCCCUUUCUGAACACGAGUAUCCUCCUGCUAGCUUGUUUGUGGCUGUUUUAUUUAAAAGUGUUGAUUUCAAUUGGCUUCAAGCAAUGGUAAAAAAUGAAACCUUGCCUCUGUGGAUGCGACUUUUCUUUUGGAAAGAAGUUGCUGAGAAAAUUCCUUUUACAUCAAAGCAGUUUCGGAUUCUGAAUCCAGUCAUCAUCAAAGAGACAGCUUUGGACAUUUUACAGUUCCCUGAACCUCGAUCAAAAUUCUGGGGUUGGGAUAAGAACGUACCUACAAUUGGGGUCACAGCAGUCGUUCUGGCCACCCAUUUAUGUGAUGAAGUGAGCUUAGCAGGAUUUGGAUAUGACCUCGAUCAGCCCAGCACACCUUUGCACUAUUACAACAACCUGUGCAUGGCUGCCAUGAACGGACAAACUAUGCACAAUGUGACAAGCGAGACUAAAUUCCUGCAAAAACUGAUCAAAGAAAAAGUUGUCAAAGACCUCACCGGUGGGAUACAUUGUGAGUUCUGCGGAGAAGACAGCUAGUGAUUGAAGUGCGUCGUGGUUUGGAUUUGUUAAAUUUCCAGAGGUUCAGCUGGAACAACCUUCUCACUGUCUUAAGUAGUUCUUUGCAGUGUGUGUAGAAUGGACGUAGAUUCUCUGCUGCCUUUUUUAACGUCAAGUUCAAUUUGUUGGACUUUUAAUUUUAUUUUUAAGUCAGAUUUUACUUUGCACAUUUUUUUGGAUAACUAUGUAAAUACAAUGUGGAGUUGAAAGAGAUCCAUUGAAAAUAUUUAAUGUUUUAAGUUGUCUGAAGAAAAGCAGAGUUUUUGUUUUCAGAUGUAUAUGGUAUGCACAACACUAGCCUGAGUUGUCUAACUGCAUACAAGAGUUGUUUUCCACUGAACUACUGUCCUUGUCGAUCUAGUUCUUGGUGUAUGACUCCUUUUCAUGGAUGCCAUGGAAAGAAAGACGUAUGCUUCUCAAGUCUUUCAUUUCUUACAGCUUGAGCAUUGUGUUUCCCCAUGAAAUACUUAUAUUCCUUUGGUUUUGUACUAAUAUUUGUUGGGGGUGGAGGAGGAAUGUGGGAGUGAAGGUGAAGGAAAAAGAACUGUCGUGGCAACAACUGAGUAGUAAGUACUUUGGCGUUCAUGGUUGAUAUUAAAAUCAUUGAUGCAUUAAUGUAUUGGGUUAGAAUCCUGCUUUAUCAUGAGGCACGUUUGGGCUGAGUGCACGCUAUAAGAUGAUUUAGCCAGCAGGAGACUUGCACCUAAAUCAGAUCUUUUCUCAUUUCCAUUCCUCAAUACCCAGAAGAAUGUUUCUAACUAAUUGAUUUGCAGCAGAGUUCAGCUACCCCAACUAAAGAAGUGGCAUUAAUACAAAAUCUCCCCCCCACCUUUUUUUUUUUUUUUGAGUGACUUGAGAAUUGCCAGUUCUAUAAAACACUAGUUUGUAUAAACUUUCCAUUUAGCAAUAAUAGAAUCUAUGACUAAGCUAAAAUUUCCAUUGGUUUACUUUAUGUUCCUUUAGUAAUUAAAUACAGAUAUCGUAACCUUAAUAGUUUACAAUGAUGAUAACCCUAACGAGCUCUAGUGUUGACUGUUCAAUUGAAGGGAGAGGUAGAGUUGGUGGUUUUCCCAGAACAGCUUUUAAGUCAGCAAUUGGGUGAGUGUGCAUAAGUUAAGAAAAUCACUUUGAGAAAGUAGUAUGAUCUAGCAGCAAGCUAGAUAACUGCCGAAAGCAGCAUAAUUUUUAAAAAAUAGCUAUAAAUAUAUGUUCUUGUGACUGGAAAUCAGUGCGAUGCAAAGAAACUGGACUGUACAGAUCUGCGAGCAGGUUUUGGUGUUCAUUUUCAUUUUGUUACUAGUAGAGUAGUAGGUAUGACUGUGUUUGCACUGAGUAGUGUUGUUACUCUGACUACAGUAUGUGAAAAAUGCUUUCUUUGGGAAUGAAAGCUCGUUAGCAAGUUGAUCAAAGGGUGGCCUAGAAACACUGUUCAUGCUAUGAACUCCCACAUCGUGAACAUUCCCACUUCUUUUUAUGGGCUAAGAUACUGAAUGUAGUUGUAGUUUUGAAUUUUCAAAUUACUAAGGCGGGAAAGCAAGGUUAGGGUGGUUGGGGUCUUGUGGUGUUUCUUUCCUGUUUUUUUGGUUGUUUUUUUUUUUUUUUUUUCCUUUCUCCCAUGGAGAGAAGUUCUAAUGAAUGAUAAUGUUAGAACACAGGAGUAGCAGACUGAUUCUGGCCGUUAUAUUAAAAGGCAAUAAAAUGACAUCAGAUCUUACAGCAGAGCUCUAAAGAAACUUGUGGACCUCAUCUUUCCUAAGUCCCGUGUACCUACAUGUCUUUCAAAGCCAGUUUCGGAUAGCGAACACAUUGAAAUACAGAUUCUUGUCUCUGGCACUGUUUGUGUUUAUAGCAAUAAUGUUAAUCUAACUUCUCCGUGAAACAUGUUAAUUUUGUACUAGCAAUAAAUUUCUAGUCUGUUUUUCUUAUAUUGUUUAAUUUAAAAAUAUUUCAUGUGUGAAGAGUUUUAUACAGAUAGUCUUUUAGUUAAUAUAUUUAAAUGUGCUAAUUAUUUUUGCCUGGUAUUUAAACUGGAAACAAAGAACCUUAAUUUCAUUUGGUAUUAGUGAAACUUUGGAAGAUUUCAGAACGCAUGUGUUGGGAGGACAUCCUGAAUGCACCAAAAGUUCAGAGCACUUGGUCCCUCACCAGUUUGCUUUACUCAGUAUCUUAAAAAUAAUCAGCUGAUUAACGUAAAUGCCAAUAGCUUUUUGGAGAUGCUGUAUUUACUGUCAAAUUCUCAAAUUAUGUUGAUGUAGGAUUAGAUUGUUUUCUCACCAGUUUUGUGGCUUGUGAUAAAGCGUUUUCUUGGUGGUAGUGUGUACUGCAUUGAAUACGCCUGCACAGACUCAGCCAUCUGUGAAAUGGCAGCAAAGUUCAGGUUGCAAAAAGCAAUAAACUGAUGAAACCACUUUCUACUUA